UGGUCAAUUUUUUAUGUUUAUUUUGUAGACACUAAUAGAAAACAUUCAGUAAACUAGCAAAUCCAUGUUUAUUUGUUACAUUAGUACCUUCCUUCAGAAUCUAUGUUGCUUUCGCUUCCUACGAUAGUUAUCUUUCAUUUCUCCUAGCAAAAAUGUUGUAGAAUUUAAUAUGUUGAGAAAAAAUGGUAAACGAAAGUUCUGGAAUAAUAUAUAAUGUUGAGGUAAGAGAAAAACCCGCACUCAAAGAUCACCCUUUGAAACUACGUUCUUGAGGUAAGUGAAACUAGGUCAGUGAAUGAUUCUACCUGACCUUUGUUUACUUAUAUAUAUAUAGAACUUAUCUGUCAUGUCAUUAAGCUGCAUGACGUUUUUUACUUGCUUAAUGAAGGGAGCGGGUAGUGGUAACUGUUAUACGUUAAAAGGGUUGUAGCAGAGCCAAGGAUUAUUAUCUUUCCAUAAAUAGGUACCAUUAUAUUGAAUUACAAUAUUUAAUAUUGUAUUAAUCGUGCCAUGUUAAUUUUAUUUUGAUAGAUAUUUUCGGCUCUACGUUGAUUCGGCUAUGGACCCAUCUACUAAUGCGAUUUGAUUGCUAGAUGUCCUCUCGGUCAAAUGAAUCACGCCUACUACUUUUGCUGCUGCUUUCUUCUCCCUCUUAUAGCAGCUAGAGGCAGUGGACAAACAAAGUGUACGGCAACAGAUGAAGGAAACUUAAAGUGCCAGUUCCCGGAAAAUAUUAACUCAACACAAAGAGAUUUUUCGAUUUAUUUUGAUCCUGACCAUGGAAGUGAAGAACAAUUAGUUGCAUGUUCAUGGGUCAAGUCGCAACUUUACUGCAUCACACAAAAGGGAUUUGAGCAUGAAGGCCUGGUGUCAGAGAUUGCAGUCAUUACCAUACCCAGGAGUUUUGUAAGUAGAAAUGGGAGCUACAGAUGUGAAAAUGUCGACUACCCGUUAACUGCCAAAUCCUGUCGGGUUCCAGCCAGUCGAGACUGCCCUCGUCUGACAAGAGACCGUGAUCAUGCCUUACAAGAGUUUUAUUAUCGAUAA
Messenger RNA from Pomacea canaliculata, 1047 nucleotides. RefSeq lists its product as uncharacterized. Lineage: Eukaryota; Metazoa; Mollusca; Gastropoda; Architaenioglossa; Ampullariidae. The transcript has 4 exons. The record is from RefSeq and is a predicted model, not a curated record. Bases 610 to 1047 code for a protein of 145 amino acids.